Molecule: messenger RNA, 975 nt
Organism: Pseudozyma hubeiensis SY62
Lineage: Eukaryota; Fungi; Basidiomycota; Ustilaginomycetes; Ustilaginales; Ustilaginaceae
Product: pectin methylesterase
Exons: 1
Coding region: 1-975 (324 amino acids)
Biological process (GO): cell wall modification
Molecular function (GO): pectinesterase activity
Source: RefSeq, a predicted model, not a curated record
AUGACGUCCUUCUCAUCACCGAGCAGACCAGACGACAACACCACGAGAACAAUCCUGAUCGACGCCGGGGAAUACCACGAAAAGAUCAUCGUCACACGUCGAUCCCCCACGAUCUUUGCCGGCAUCACAGCCUCUCCCUCCUCUCCCCUCUCCAACCGUGUUCGAAUCUGGCAAUCCACAUACGUCAAUCAAAGCGAUCCCACCUCUACGCUGCACAACUGCGACGCUGUCGUUCUCUCCCUCGUCCCCCCAACCUCUUCUCAGCAUACCGAUUUCAAAGCGUACAAUAUCGACUUUACCCAACGCCAAAUCCUCCACGGAACUCCGAUAACGCAGUAUCAACUCGGACCAUCUGCAGCGCUCUGCGUUCAAUCCUCGACCAACGCCAGCUUCUACAGUUGCAGUUUCGAAAGCUACCAGGAUACGAUCUACAUUGGUUCCGGGAGCAACGCGUUUUUCUACGGUUCGAUCGUCAGAGGUAUGACGGAUUUCAUCUAUGGAGAGGGAAAGGCUUGGUUUGAAAAGGCGAGCUUGUUGGUGAGAGCUUGUGGUGGUGGAAUCACCGCAUGGCGUGGCGAUCCGAAUAACGCGGAAGAUGAAAAAGUCGGCGUUUACAUCAGCAACUCGUUGAUCGAUAGAUCGUCCGAUGCUAGUCGAGAGAAAAACUUGACCGGACAGUGUCAUUUGGGUAGACCGUGGAAUGCGGAUGCUCAUGCGGUGUAUCUGAACACGUGGAUGGGCGAUGUUGUCAGUCAAGAUGGUUUCAAGGUGUGGACGAGGAGGCAGAGUAAUUUCGUGGAAGGAAGGACGAGGUUUGUCGAGUACAACUCGAGUGGUCCAGGUGGUGAUAUGAAGAAGAGGAAUUUGACGUUGGAGAGAGUGUUGACGGAUCACGAGGCGAAACAAAUCAUUUGGAGAAACGUGUUUGGCGGUGCUCCUCGUUGGAUCGAUGCCAAGCGGCUAGAGCAGCAGUAG